AGUUGUUUUUUUCUGUCGUUUGCUUUGCAUUGUAGAAGAUUGAGAAGUUUUUAUUGAUAUUUGACCUAAAAAUACAAACAACAUUAAUAUUAAAUACUGAGUGUGACAAAGGAUACCAUCAAGGAAAUCAUCAACCUUUUCUUGACUUAAGUUAAAUGAAAGUAUGUCGAGUAUUGUAAAUCUAUGAAAAAUGAUGUCGCCCGUAAAUGUAAAUUCUUCAUACUUUUAUAGCUUUAGAACGAUAAUAUUCAGUUGGACUAUAUAAGUAGUCUAUGAUCAGAGUGCAAUGAAUUAUCAACUUGAAUAUAUAUAUAGUCGCUAGUGUUUUUGGGCUCAAUGAAACUUAAAAUCAUUGGAUCAAACUUUCCCAAAAAAAAAAUCAUUCAAUUUUUUCUCUUUGUAAUAAAAAUCGAAUCGAUUUCUGAUGUUAACAAGUUUUCGAAAUAUCUUCAAAACUAAUGCCAUCUACAUCAGAAUUUUAUUCAUAUCUCCUAAACUGUCUUCUAUCGGAUACUAAACCAAAGAUAUUUGAAAUCAGAAAAAUGAAGUUGAUUUUUCAUGAAAUUUUCAUUCAAUCAUUUUGAGUUUCACCCAACUAACAAGAAAAUGUAUGCCACUGGCAUUUUUUGUCACGUUUCAUGUUAUCAGGCCACAUACGAAAAGAUAAGCGAGAAAAUAACUAUCAAAUUAAGUUUACACGUGUCCUCUCAGACAGAAAAGAAGACAUUCAGUAUCGGUGUAUCACCAACAUAUGCACUUGUAUAUAUCCUUGCUCGACUUGAUAAUAAUAAUCGAGGCGUAGAGAGUAUGGGUCUGGAUAUCAGUGCGUGGGUGUGGAUGAAGAUGCAGAGAUUAUUCAAAUCUGCACGCCACACUCACGCCCUAUGUGAAAGUCGUCAUCAUGUCGCGAUUUAACCCUUUGGGGACGGUUGGCCCCUUAAGGGGCCAUGGCGAUUCUCUAGCAUCUCAAAACACGCAGAUUCCUAUAUGAGAUUAGUUUUUGUGAAAGCAUUUAUCAGAGAGUUUUUUGGUAUAAUUUGGAUUGUAAUUAGGUUAUUUUAUUCAGAUAUCCAGUAAUAGAUUAUAAGUUCUUUUAGAAAAUAGAAACGUUGAAUGAUUUAUGACGAAAUAUACAGAAAAAAAAACCCGUCCCCAAAGGGUUAAGUUUUGUGUGCGAUAUAUUGAGAGCAAGAACUGUAAUUUCUUUUAUAUAAAGGUCUACAUUCUUCUUUGUUUUACUCUUGUAAUUGAUAAGAAGAAACGCAACACAUAAAGAGUCCAACAAUAAAAACAAUCCAUCAUAAACAUAUAAAUAAUACAGAGAAGUCUAUAUACUUGACAGACAGGUAACUCUAUCUAGAAUGAACCAAUCUUGAUAACUGUCAAUAUUCCAUGAAGUCAUUCAUUAGGUAUGUUUCUAAGUGAACCUUACUGCGAACGAAUUUAGGAUUGAUAAGUUCGGUAUACUGGUGGAUAGAGUGCAUCAAUUAAAAAUUUCUCAUGUAACACAGUUUAACAAAAGUAAGGAUGUAAGUGUUGAUGUUUGGCAACAUCAUACAUACAAGCACAUCAACACCCACAUUCUCUUGACGAAGUUGUUAAUUCAAGAUUUACGAUUGAGGUGACUAUUACAUGCCUGUUCGUUUGCUAUCAUUUCUUUCUCUAAUAAUAGCAUAUGACUCACAGAAUGAAGAGACUACUUCUUUGCAUCGUAUAUAUGUUUUUUUUCUCUACAGGUAGAACAGCCUUUUCUUUCCUUUUUUUCCAAUUACAAUGUUGUUAUUUUGCAUACCAUUUUUUAAUACUUACUUAUUUCAUCUGUUAUUGCUUAUUUGCUGUGAAACUCAGAGAAGUAUUAGCAACUAUGACAUUGCGGAGUGUGAAGGUGGAUCCAUCUGAUAGAAGAAGAAGACCCACAUCGACACCCACACACCCUCUACGCAUAAGUUUUCACAGCCACGUGUAUUUUUUUCGUUCUUCUUGCACAGAGAGGAAAAAAAGCAAUUUUUCUUUUGUGUUCGACCAAAAUUUAAAGUGUAAUGCAAAUAAAUGACACUUAUGAGCCAUUGCAUGUAAGCCACGACCUGGAGUGCUCAAUCGACCAUCUCCGAUUUUGUUCGUUUUUAUAUAUGUGAUAGAGGAAAGUGUUUGAUGAUGUUUGCCGAAAACCGCACGGUAAAAUAUUGAUCCACUGGGUUUUUAUUGAACUUCUACGAAAACUCUCAAAAUCCUCAAUCAUGAGAAAACCGUCCAUUGUUACGACUGUAUCUCGAGAACGGCUGAACAGAUCGAGCUGAAACUUUCUAUGAACACUCACAGCUAAUGAUGCUAUCAUCAGAAAAAAUUUCAAGCGAAUCACUUGUACCAUUGGUUUUCUGCAAAUACUCUUUGGAGGGAUGAAAAUGCUAAUUUUAUCCAGUUUUGGGAUGGGUGUGGGUGUGGGUGUGGGUGUGGGGUGUGUGUAUGGGUGGGUGUGGGUGUGGGUGCGGGUGGGUGUGGAUGUGGGUGAGUGGGGUGAGGGUGUGGGUGGGUGUGGAUGUGGGUGGGUGUGGAUGUGAGUGUCAUGUGGGUGUAGAUGAAGACUUAUCACACAUCCACCCGCACACCCACAGCCACACCCACACACCCACCCACACCCACCCUUUGUUAAACUUGCAAGUUAAUUAAGCAAGAUAUAUUUAACAUUGAUGUCAAAUUAUUUCUAAUUCUUGUAACUUUUCUUUUUCAUGCUCAUUUUCUAUUAAUAUUUUUCUAUAUAACAUAAAUUUAUUCUUUUUGAAUUCAUUUUUUACAUUGUAUUAAUCGAAAAUGGAUUUAUUUUUUAGGCCUAUAGCUAUAGAUAAAUUUAAUUAUACUUUAAUUUAUGGAGCAUUCUUUGGUGGUGUAGCAGCAUUUCGUUCACCAGAUAUUCUUGCUCGUUAUGAAUUGAUUCGUACAUAUGAUCAUGUAGCUGCUGAAUUAAAUCCACAUGAUGUUAAAAUAUUAAUGUCAAAAUACGAUUAUAAUCUUGAUGGCAUAAAUACAACAAAUUAUAUCGUACAUAAUAUAGUUUUUUAUAAAUUAUUUACAUUAAUUAAUGUAACAUUACCUGAAGAACCAUUCGAACAUAUUCAUACACGUUUAAAUAUAAAAAAUAAAAAAUAA
Molecule: messenger RNA, 3144 nt
Organism: Rotaria sordida
Lineage: Eukaryota; Metazoa; Rotifera; Eurotatoria; Philodinida; Philodinidae
Source: the annotation of a GenBank genome assembly